Protobothrops mucrosquamatus (brown spotted pit viper) is the source of this 981-nucleotide messenger RNA. RefSeq names its product HCLS1 associated protein X-1 (gene HAX1). The record is from RefSeq and is a predicted model, not a curated record. Bases 40 to 852 code for a protein of 270 amino acids. Gene Ontology annotation, cellular component: sarcoplasmic reticulum; clathrin-coated vesicle; apical plasma membrane. Lineage: Eukaryota; Metazoa; Chordata; Lepidosauria; Squamata; Viperidae. The transcript is spliced from 8 exons. Gene Ontology annotation, biological process: regulation of actin filament polymerization; negative regulation of apoptotic process.
AGGUGGCGAAGUGGCGUCUCUUUACGGCCGCUCGGCGGAAUGAGCGUUUUCGACCUUUUCCGAGGUUUUUUCGGCUUCCAGAGGACUCCUGACCCCUUUUGGGGGGCUUUCACCCGGGACGAGGAGGACGAGGAAGAUGAUGAGGACGAUCUGGAUUUUCAGGAAAACCACCUUUUCCCCGACGGCUUCAGUUUCGGCUUCACCUUUGAGCCGGGCGGGAUUCACUUCCAUGACCAUUUUGGGUUUCAGGAGCUCUUCCGCGAUUUUAACAACUUCUUCAGUGACAUCGGGACCCAAAGUCUGCCUCCCCCGUCCUUUGAAUUCCCUCGCUUGGAAGCCCGCCCACCACCAGCCAGCCUCCCUGCUGACAAGGAACAGACCCUCCGGGAUUCGAUGCUGAAAUUCCCAGACAGCCGCCAUCCUGGAGCAGACGGGGGUCCCAGUCCUCCAGCUUCAGGGCAAAGGCCCUGGGGCCCUUUCCGAGGGUUUCAAGAGAGCCAGCCGGACGCCCCGGAUUUAAAAGAUUCUCGUAAAGAGGAUGGAGACCUCGAUUCUCAAGUCACUUCCAAAGGUUUGGAAGCCAUUCUUCCUCCAGCCCAGCCCCGGUCCUAUUUCAAAAGCGUCUCGGUCACAAAAGUGAUGGGGCCGGAUGGGACGGUCGAGGAACGCCGGACGGUGCGCGACAGCCAGGGCCACGAGGAGACAGUUGUCACUCGCAGCCUGGGGCCCGACGACGGCGUGCUGCGAGGCCCAGGAGAUCCGGCCCCGUUCAUCUCCAGGCCGGAUGGAGACAUGAGUGACACGAGUUCGAUUCUGAACACCUUUUUUCGCCGCUGGUUCCCCAACCAAUAAUCCCGCUGGCAGAGAAGCAGGUUUUUAACGCAUUUCCAGAGCUCGCUCCUGCCUCCUCCUUCGCUGCUGGGUCUUCUUCUUCUUCGUAGCCUGAAAAUAGGAGAAAUAAAAGAAAUACUAUAUUUAUGC